This is a messenger RNA of Caenorhabditis auriculariae, 363 nucleotides long. NCBI's taxonomy places the organism in Eukaryota, Metazoa, Nematoda, Chromadorea, Rhabditida, Rhabditidae. The record is from the annotation of a GenBank genome assembly.
AUGCAACCGCCCUACGAACUUCCUACCGCGCACUGGAACGUUGCUCUCAUCGGCACCACUCGCUUCGAGCACUGGAAAAAAGAACAGAGGAGCACAGACCUCUGUCAACUGUCCCAAAUCCGGGAUCUAGAAGAGCACAUAAAACGCGGGAAACAUCGUUGGGGCGGCCACGUCAUCCGCAGACAAGACGACCGCUGGUCCACGAGAUUAACACACUGGAUUCCGAGAAACAUCAAGCGCCCACUCGGGCGCCCACCGACCAGAUGGACGGACUACUUCCGCACGAACAUCAGUCAGCCAGGCCGCCACUGGAUGACCGUCGCGCAAGACCGAGCCGCCUGGAGAACGUGUGGUCCACGCUGA